UUGAUCGCUCAAAUUUGCGUUUGCUCCAUCCCAGCUCUAUUCUUAUGCCGAAGCGCGAAAGUGGACGCAUUCGCUUCCAAAGUCUCCCAACGGCAGCUGUUGAUUUGGAGUUUUAGACUAAGAACCACACUAUCUAUAGUCUAUGGUACUUUCAACACCCGGUACUAUAUUACCCCUCUUAGUCUAAGGAGAGCCAGGAUAGGCUGUGCUGGUUAGAUUUACGAAAUUCUGGGUCGAUAAGUCUUAGUUUGAUCUUUAUCAUCACAGAUUCAGAGUCCCGCCCCUCAAGACCCUUCGAGCCUUUCUUCUCUUUACACAUAUACAUAAAGGCCCGCUGUUCAAACGAUCCCUAGCCUUUUUCUGACCAGCUUUUUGGACUGCAUAUUCCUUCUGCAACUACCAGGUACUUCAUCCUUGAUUCCAACCCUUUAAUGCCUGUUCUGUCUCUUUCCCUGCUUCAAUUACCAGCCGUCUACUAAGCAUAUUUUUCGACAAGCCUCGCACGAGCUUCUGCUUCCAGAAUAAUGGGUUUGUCCGAACUUAUGGUCACAGCAUGAGCCACACUUUCAAUUUUCCAUUACCGACAGGAUUCAUUGAUACCAAUAUACCUAUCACAUCUCAACUUUCCAUUCGGGUCCUCCUCGUGUCAUUGUUACAUUGUGCUCCCUCAUAACACUUAGGGUUUCUUUCAACCACUUUCCCUGUCAUUCAAAUCAAGACUGGCGGCACUUCAUUACGACUGCCGUUUGAAAACAGCUCACCCACCCUUACUCAAGGUCAGCUGAAUUGUUCAGUGUUGAAAGUAAUUACAGCAUCCUGAACUAUUUGACACAAACCGUGUCUGUGCCACAUUGCUACGUUCAAGGGAAACAUCUAUACAGCCCUUGUACGGAUCCUAGAGACGCAUCAUAUAUCUUCGUCUAUUCCAAUAUUGGAUACUCCCCUUCGAGAAUGAUAUUUCCCCAACCACCCACCUCACCUUCUCGCGAGAUGCAAAACAUAUCCAAGGAUUUUUCUCCUCUUCAUAUCAGUUCUGAGCAACGAGUCAACGUUUUGCGCGAGAGAAGUGACAAUAACAGCACACUGCCGAGGUCCCCUGUUUCUGAACAAUCCAAAGGACCUUACAACCAAGAAAGGAGAAAAGAUAUGUACCAACCAGUCCCUAGUUUCACUCCUCGAGAGGUACUUCCAUCAAUAAACAGCCUCUUUGGUAGCGUAUCGGCUCCAACUAGACUUGCGCAAUCACCAUACUCUGACCGACAGAGCCCGGUCUUCCCAUCAAUAUCUCCUCAAGAUGGACGAGUACCUACUACACCUCUACACGCAGAUCGUCCCUUUGAUACAAACUUCCAGCGUCCAUCAGCAUCGCAACAAUAUCCAUAUAACUCCCGAUCAGAUUAUCCUACGCCAUCUCCUCGCACUGGACCUCCCACUUCAGGACCCGUUCCAGUAUCUCCUCAAUACGCACCUCAACUCUCGCAUCAUGACUCACGGCAAGGUCAAGUACAUUCGAGCAAUAAUUGGUCGCCUCGCUCCGAUGCUACUCGACAGGAUGCCUUCCCAGCUUUGAGGGCCCAUCCUGAUCAGUACCUACAUCAAUCUCAUGUUUCUAGAUCUGAACACGAAUCGAGGCAAAUGUAUCGGGAUCAUGCUCAAGUCAACAGGAACUACCUUCUAACCCCUGCUGGUACUAUGAUGGGCGAGCCUGUGACGGUCAAGGAUGGUCUGGGGCCGAAGAUCUGGACAGGAACUCAGUUCUUGCCUCGUUUCGUCAAGCAAGCCGAUGUUGCGGGUGAAGGACUAUGUUAUUUUUACGAUGAUGGAACUCACUGCAAGACAGUAAUUGAUGGAGAAGUUGUGAAUGCUCAUUGGGGAGUUACCAAGGCGGGGAAACCAAGAAAGCGACUCGCGAUUGCAUGUAUCACAUGUAGGGAGAAGAAGAUCAAAUGUGAUCCAGACUAUCCUAGAUGUGUACAGUGUGAUAAGUUUGGCAGGGUCUGCAAGUUCAAGAAUGCGUGAGUCACCAUAAUAGAGCCGAUGCUACUUCUGCAGAUAUAAUCUUCUGUCUCGAUGAUUUUCACAUUUGCUAACGGCAGUUUUUUGAUAGUCCCCGAGGAGGUCAGAGCUCUCCAGAUACACCACCAGCUGAUUCGGAGGAUAGUCUACCAAGACCAGGCUCUUCUCUAACUGACGGUGAAUCUUUCAGAGUGGAGGGCCGUGAAGUGAGCCAUUCUGUCUCACCACGACAAAAUCUACGCCGUGCAAGCGCUGAAUCAGAGCCUCAUACUAAGCGGCAGCGCAGCGGCUACAAUGAUUACACUCCCGUAGCUUCGGAAGCUUCACCGCGUCUUUCUGUUCAGGAGACAACAUCUCCGAGCACCGCGUGGGCCGAGGCAAGAAUCGUCCGAUCGAGUGAUCAUACCCUACAGUCAGACUGGCAGAUUGACCCAUUUCAUUCCGCAGAGGCAGGUCUUUCUGAUGAGCUUUUGGAAGUCUUUUUUAAAUAUGCUCCAGAGACCGCCUAUUGCAUGUUUCCGAAAAACAAAUUCACAAGAUGGGCUCGUGUUACACAGGAUAAGUCUUUGAAUGACCUUAUGCUCACAUAUUCCAUCCUUGCCCUUGGAGCAGCCUUCUCUCCAAACUCUAAACACAAGCAUUUGGGUGCAAGAUACGCCGCAAUCGCAAGACAUGCAUGUGACAGUCGCCGAGUUUGCAUCCAAUUGGUUCAAGCUCGUUUGAUUUUAGCUCAAUACUAUUUUGCAAUCAACAAUCCCGGCGAUUCUUGGGAUUUCUGUGGAUCUGCAGUGAGGGCUGCUUCAGGUUUGAAGCUGAAUAUCGAGAUUGAGAAGAGUGAUGACGCUUAUCUCAAGUGUUUCCCUUUCGGACUCGACUUCAGUGGAUAUGCUGAGUGCAGGAGACGAACCUUCUGGAGUUGUUAUGUUAUGGAUAGAUUUAACGGCUUUGGCUCCGGCCAUUUGAGCAUGGUUGACUCCAAGCACGUAUAUCUCCGGCUACCUUGCGAUGACCAAAGCUUCGACAACCAGAUCAAAGUCCGGAAUCCUCUUUUUGAGGCAUCAAACCCGCGAUCUCAGGACUAUCCAAGGACCAUGGGCCCAAUGGCAUAUCUGAUAAACGUAACCACGAUCUGGGGCGAUGUUAUGUCCAACAUUUACAGCAAUUCACAACGACCACACCCAAUAAGUGGCUCUGAGUUUGAGAACUUCUACAGAUCUAUCAUGGAUCGCCUCUCAAGUUGGAAAAGCACACUACCAAAUCGCUUUGCCAUCCCAGCCGAGGCGUUGGAAAGAGUGUCCGAUGCUUCAGAACUUGGCACCUACAUAACGAUGCAUGCAGUGUAUCACACGACGCUUAUGCAACUCCAUCGAUAUGUCCAGCCAUACAAUAUUGACAAUUCGCUGCUUUACCGUUACAUGUGUAUAGCCGAGGAGCACGCAAAAUCUCUUCUAGAACUUAUGAAUAUUGUAGCCGGUCGACGCGAGUCCUCUAGCACGAGGUCGCCAAGCUCAGGCGCUUCCACAGAAUUCUCUUCAGCAUUUGUCGGAUAUGCAAUUAUCUCAGCAGUCGACAUUCUUACAGCCAAAACAAAGAGAGCUGCGAUACCAUCUAUCAUCAGCUCCCUUCACGGUGCACGAUCAGUUAUCAGCGAGAUUUCACAUUUUUGGCAAGUUGCAAUGACACAAGAAGCACUUAUUUCGCAACGUGUGAGUGAGUUGGAUGAGAUCGACCGCAGAAACUGGUCGACUGCUGCGAAAGAAUUGAGCAGUGGGACUUUCGUGUUGAGAGAACCAUUGGAGAAGACUUUCCCUCGGGAAAACGAUGCCAUUUAUUAAUGAGUGCAUUUUAAAAGUGGUUUUUGUACAUUAUAUUUACUUUGACGAUGGUCCUUUUCAGGAGAACGAUACCAAGAGGCGUUUUUGACUGCUGCGCAUUUACAUUUUGUAUGAUUAUGAUAGCGUUUUGCAUAGCGGUGCAGCGGCAUAGGAAUGGAGUACAGCACAUACUGCAAUUAGCAUUUAUUCUUUCCUUCUAUGGUAUAUUCUAUCCUGUAAUGAGUUAUUUUCAAAUUAACUUGCCAUGGUCAGUACAUAUAUGUGUAUAUCA
This is a messenger RNA of Sclerotinia trifoliorum, 4122 nucleotides long. NCBI's taxonomy places the organism in Eukaryota, Fungi, Ascomycota, Leotiomycetes, Helotiales, Sclerotiniaceae. The record is from the annotation of a GenBank genome assembly.